CCAACUUAACGAUUUUUCGCUCCAUUGUACUAGUAGCGAAUAGUGGUGACGUGGCAAAGCCAUUGAAUUAAACUCCAAAUUCUUUGCUCCAUUAAGCUCGAGACCUUUAUUAUACACAAAAUCAUCACAAUUGAUUAAUCGAUUUUUAGGGUUCUGAAAUUCCAUUUUCCAGUUUCUAUUAGCUUAAAAUCUCAGCCUUAAUUGCAUUGCAGAAGAAGAAGAAGAAAGAUGAAGAAGAAGAAUCGUGGUUCAAAGCAAGUGAGCCCAGUCGAUGCUUCUUUGUCAUCGUCAGCUUCUGAUGAUAAGCGAAAGCUUCAACAUUACGAGGAGAGAGUUCGUCAGCUCGAACAAGAAAACAAAGCGUUUCAGAGGGAGAUUGAGGAGCUAAGGGGAAAGCUUGCAAAUGUUUCGUCUGCCUCUAAUGACAGCUUAGAAAAGUUCAGAGAAGACUAUCUGCUAAAGCUGAAUGUCCUUGAAGAGCAGGUUAAAGAGAUGGCAAAGAAACAGCAUGUUGAAUCUCAUCUAUCAACUCAAAGACCAAAAGGUGACGAAGCAACAAAUGGGUUGCAGUUCGAGAAUCAAUGUUUGAAAGCUCAGAAGGUUCAAUUGCAAAGUAAGAUCAAGCUAGAGUCUGUGCAAUAUAGAGAAUGCAAGGCUUCAUUGGAAAAAGAAUCUCUUCAGGAAGGAGAAAAGGAGGAAUGAGUAUGAGUUGCAAAAGCUAUUAGCUUUGAACCAGAGACUAAAGAUGGU
Quercus lobata is the source of this 750-nucleotide messenger RNA. Its product is annotated as kinesin-like protein KIN-4C. Bases 229 to 702 code for a protein of 157 amino acids. Gene Ontology annotation, molecular function: microtubule motor activity. Gene Ontology annotation, cellular component: microtubule associated complex. NCBI's taxonomy places the organism in Eukaryota, Viridiplantae, Streptophyta, Magnoliopsida, Fagales, Fagaceae. The transcript is spliced from 5 exons. The record is from RefSeq and is a predicted model, not a curated record. Gene Ontology annotation, biological process: spindle elongation; mitotic spindle organization; microtubule-based movement.